Centropristis striata (black sea bass) is the source of this 3852-nucleotide messenger RNA. It is a transcript of the gene celf1, whose product is annotated as cugbp, Elav-like family member 1. The record is from RefSeq and is a predicted model, not a curated record. Gene Ontology annotation, molecular function: mRNA 3'-UTR binding. NCBI's taxonomy places the organism in Eukaryota, Metazoa, Chordata, Actinopteri, Perciformes, Serranidae. The transcript has 14 exons. Bases 277 to 1707 code for a protein of 476 amino acids. Gene Ontology annotation, cellular component: cytoplasm; nucleus; ribonucleoprotein complex. Gene Ontology annotation, biological process: mRNA splice site recognition; regulation of alternative mRNA splicing, via spliceosome.
AGUGACUGCUGGCUGAAUUGUGUGAAGUGAUAGACUACAAGUUAUUCACCUUUAUGGUGACGCUAGUGAGCCCCCCCUCCACAGUACAGCAUGAUUAACGUUUUGUUGUAAGCAAACUCCCUAAACGACAUAUUGCUUUUAGCACCAGUCAAAUUUACAGUGACGUAAAACACGGUCUUGGAUGUCACCGUUAGUUCCUGUUUUUGAAGGGCACAUUACCACCCAUCUGUGUUCAACUUUAGCUUGGGGUACUGAUUCAUUGGUCCAAGGCCCUGGAUGGAUAGCUUGGACCCUGAAACCCUGUAUGAGUCUCCUGAGCAGACUGGACAGCCCAUGCUCUCCCUCUCUACCUCAGAGGUUCCCAACUUGGCACUAGAGGGUGGGAAGAAGAUGAAUGGGUCUUUGGACCACCCAGACCAACCAGAUGUUGACGCCAUUAAGAUGUUCGUGGGACAGAUUCCACGGUCCUGGUCUGAGGAGCAGCUCCGUGAGCUGUUUGAGCCUUAUGGAGCAGUCUAUGAGAUAAAUGUUCUGAGAGACCGCAGCCAGAAUCCACCACAAAGUAAAGGCUGCUGUUUUAUAACAUACUAUACUCGCAAAUCAGCCUUGGAAGCACAGAAUGCUCUGCACAACAUGAAGAUUCUGCCAGGGAUGCACCACCCAAUCCAAAUGAAGCCAGCUGACAGUGAGAAAAACAAUGCAGUGGAGGACAGGAAGCUGUUUAUUGGAAUGAUCUCCAAGAAGUGUAAUGAGAAUGACAUCCGACUGAUGUUCUCACCAUAUGGACAGAUAGAAGAGUGCCGGAUACUUCGAGGCCCUGACGGACUGAGCCGUGGUUGUGCAUUUGUGACAUUCACAGCGAGACAAAUGGCCCAGUCAGCCAUCAAGUCCAUGCACCAAUCCCAGACCAUGGAGGGCUGUUCAUCACCCAUCGUGGUGAAGUUUGCAGACACUCAGAAGGACAAGGAGCAAAAGCGCAUGGCCCAACAGCUGCAGCAGCAGAUGCAGCAACUCAGUGCUGCUUCCAUGUGGGGAAAUCUCACUGGUCUCAACAGCCUGGGGCCACAGUACCUAGCACUCUACUUACAGUUGCUGCAGCAAACAGCCUCUACGGGGAAUGCACUUAACCUGCACCAUGUUUCAGGUCUUAAUGCCAUGCAGAACCUGGCUGCUUUAGCAGCAGCAGCAACUGCCACACAGGCCACGCCCACAGGCUCCAGCGCAAUGACAACAUCUAGUAGUCCACUAAGUGCUCUAACAAGCUCAGCAGGCUCCUCCCCGACUUCCAGCAGCAACUCAUCAGUGAACCCCAUGGCUUCUUUGGGAGCCCUGCAGUCUCUGGCUGCUGGUGCUGGAGCCAGCCUCAACAUGGGCUCCCUGGCAGGUAUGGCAGCACUGAAUGGCAGCCUUGGCUCCGGAGGCCUGUCUAAUGGUUCAGGGAACACCAUGGAAGCACUGAGCCAAGCCUACUCAGGCAUCCAGCAGUAUGCUGCUGCCGCCCUGCCCAGCCUCUACAACCAGAGCCUACUGUCCCAGCAGAGUGUCUCAGCCGCAGGCAGCCAGAAGGAAGAGGAUCCCUACCUGCCUUCAUCGCUGUGGACUACUCAUGAAAACACAGCAACUGCACUGCAAACAGCAGCAACAUACCUGUUCAAAGGGCAAGAGAUCAGGACCUCCAAUCUGUGCUGCUGGAGGAAGAAAUUAUGAGAGUGAAAAUGGAAAUGGAGAAGUUAUAGAUUGAACAGGAGAAGCUUGAGCUUGAGAAAUGUAAACUUGCCUUAGAAAUCCAGCUGUUCGAGCAAAUUGCCUGCUUCAUAAUCAAGAAUGAGUGUUUUUUUGAUGAAUAAUCCCAUGCAUCCCGUACAUCUAAAUACAUAUCAUUUUCUGAAUAAACCCCAUAAAUGUAAAGCAAAAAUAAAAAAAUAAAAAACAGUCUUAGGCAUUGCCCUCAUUUAGGAUCCUAAUUGCCUGAGGGUAGAAGUUCUUAAUAAGCCUCUCAAUGCUAGCCUGGUGUAUCUCAUACCUUCUUUCUUUCUCCUUCAACAGGGAGAAAAGGCAGUUGUACAACCCGAAUUCCAAAAAUGUUGCCUAAAACAUAAAUAAAACAGAAUGUGAUAAUUAAUCCUUUGUGAAAAAAUUAUCCAUCGAAAACCGAUUGAAACUGGCCUGCCCACUAGUCUUUAUAGAUAUACACUCUGAAUUCUGAAUUUAAUCCAUUCUGUCGUGUUUAUACAUUGUCCCAACACUGCCCUUGCAAUUCUUUUUGGUAAUAGAAAUGCACAGCAUUUUAGGAAAGGGAGCGUGUCUAUGUUCCCCGGGUCCUAUGUUCCCCUCUUUGUAUGAGACUGGGGAACAUAGGACCCUUUUUCCCCGCUUUUCCCGAAAAGGGUCCUAUGUUCCCCGGUCUGUUACUUUUUCCACCAUUACUGCCAAAUUCCAUGGCAAAUAGGCGUUUGUAAGCCUAUGGGCUGUUUGACGCACAUAUGCAAAUAGACCUAAACGAGGAAAGAUUAGGUCAGGGGUGGCAAACCUGCAGGUCUCGAGCUAAUCCUAAUGCCAACCCUAACCCCAACGCCAACCCUAACCCUAACGCCAACCCUAACCCCGCAACAGUGGAGAGUAUAUGACCCUUUUUCAGAAAAAGGGUCAUAUGCUCCCUGGUAUGUAUUGCUACAGGGGAACAUAGGACCCUUUUGGGAAAAACGGGGAACAUAGGACCGUUUUUCUUAAAAUAGAACAUACGUCCCCGGGAACAUAGGGAAAUUCCCAGAAUUUCUGCUGUCUAAGUUAAAACAGUCUCUUUUGUGCUUUUAUCACCGUGGACCCACUGAUACUAGGAGGGGCAUAGUUCUUUCGCUGCUUCUUUCCAAAGGCCACUGUCAGCUUCUUUGUCUUGCUGUCAUUCAGGAUUAGGUUGUUGUCCUGACACUAUCAGAACAGGUCUCCUACUUCUACUUAGGUAGGUACCUUUUCAUUAUAAUCUGUGAUCAGGCCCACCGUAGCAAUGUCAUCAGCAAACCUUCAAAUCAAACUAAAUUCAAUUUUAUUUGGAUGGUAAAUGGUAAAUGGACAUGCACUUAUAUUGCGAUUUUCUAGUCGCUUUGCGACCACUCAAAGCGCUUUACACUACAAACUGCACUCAUUCACCCUUUCACACACACAUUCAUACUGGUGGCAGAGGCUACCCUAAACGGUGCCACCUGCCACCAUUGGGAAUUCAUUGUCACACCGAUGAACACAGCAUCGGGAGCAAUCUGGGGUUCAGUAUCUUGCUCAAGGAUACUACUACUGUAGGCUGCCAUGGUCAGGGAUCGAACCAUCAACCUCCGCUCAUCAACUGAGCAACACUCAACCUAUUUAUGUAGCCUUUUGUGGAAAAAAGUGCUAACUAAGUGUAAAACUUCUAUAUACAUUGACCAACCACCACAUUAGGUACACCUUGCUAGUGCCCUCUUUUUUCUUCAGAACUGCCAUAAUUCUGCGUGGCAUAGAUCCAACAAGGUGCUGGAAACAAUCGUUAGAGAUUUUGGUCCAUAUUGACAUGAUAGCAUCACGCAGGUGCUGCAGAUUUUAUGAUGCCACUACAUCCCAAAGGUCUAUUGGAUAAAGAUGUGGUGACUGUGGAGGCCAUUGGAGUACAGUGAAGUCAUUGUAAUGUGCAAGAAACCAGUUUGAGAUGAUUUGAGCUUUGUGACAGAGCACAUUAUCCUGCUGGAAGUAGCCAUCAGAAGUUUUGACUUGGUCAGAUUUCUAGAUAUAAGAGUGGCCCUAUCCAAAGUCGGAGGAAUGCCAUCAGAGUCUUCUAAUCAGACCAGGUUUUCCCCAGAAAGUCCUUCAGUUAUCUACAAAGCC